CAAGUUCUAGUUCUAUUCAAAGGACAGCUCUGAUCUAGCUACACAAACCAAGAAAUUAAACGAAAGAUCAACUUAAGGUAUGGGUUCAAAUGAGCAGAAAGUGUUAGACUUGAAGAAACAGUUUGAAGAUUGUGUAGAAAGUCAUACAUCAGUAGAGGAAAAUGGCCAGCACAUUAUUCAGUUUCCUCUACCACAAGGAACCGUGAAGGAACAGAUAAAGUUAAUUAUAAGUGGUGAGAAUUGGAUGAGAAUCGAAUGGACGCCGGAAGGGGAAACGGAACCCUUUGUAAAAACUCUACGCAAUCUUCUAUCGGAAAAUCAUGACAAAGACGAAAUUACAGCAAUGUUUGUAAACGGCGUUCUCGGAAUCAUUCAGCCACCGCUGAAGACUCAUGCAACUCUACAACAUGAAAUACCAUCGGCUGCAAUUGUACAAAAUCCGCCACAACCAGACACCAGACAGAGCACUGAUAAAAGUGAUCAAAAUGAUGAAACUGCUAGAAGAAGAGCUGAGGAAGAACGUGAUGGCGGCGGCGGCCUUGAAGCCGGAAGCAAGAAAAGCAAAAGUAUGGGUAAAGAAGAAGAAAGCCGUACAGGCGGAAUUCCAGCGGCGGCGGCGACCAUGACCGAAGCAGCCGGUUAUUAUGAAGUGGCAAAAAAACUGAUAAGGACUCAUCAACGGAAAAUAUUGAAUGUGGCUGUGGGUUUGGCGAUACUAGGCAUUAGCAUGUAUGUUAUACCCGGCCACCGCUGCCGCCGCCGUGAUUAUUGAUUAAUACUCCGUAUCUGAGGAAGCUAAUUAAUUAUGAUUUACGUUAAAAUUAAAGCAUACGUAUAAAUUGUAAGCGAAUAAAUUUAGCAAGCGAGCUGUAUAUAUUCACGCAUGCGAAUAAUAGAGAUGAUCGGUAAUGAAUUGCAAUUUGUUUA
Messenger RNA from Cuscuta europaea, 927 nucleotides. Lineage: Eukaryota; Viridiplantae; Streptophyta; Magnoliopsida; Solanales; Convolvulaceae. The record is from the annotation of a GenBank genome assembly.